UUCAUCGCGUUCUGGUCAUGGUAAGUCUCCACAUCCCUUUCGGCUCCACACAUGCUGACUCUUCCAGGUACGCGUUCCCGCCUCUGGUAUGAUGACCCACACCCCCAACCAAUCAUCGUGUACUCACAUGUGUACAGCUCAGUAUCAGUAUCAAGAAGGAUAUGCACCUGUCGCAGAAUGAGGUCGCCAACUCUAACAUCAUUGCGCUGACCGCGACACUGCUCGUGCGAGCGAUCGCUGGUCCCAUGUGCGAUCACGUGGGCCCUCGCAAGACCUUUGCUGCCCUGCUCUUCAUGGGUGCUAUUCCCACUGCGCUUGCGGGUACUGCAAAGAAUGCCAUGGGUCUGUACUUCAUUCGCUUCUUUGUCGGUAUCCUCGGCGGCACCUUUGUUCCUUGCCAGGUGUGGACCACCGGCUUCUUCGACAGGAACAUUGUCGGCACUGCCAACGCCCUUGUCGGCGGCUGGGGUAACUCUGGUGGUGGCAUUACCUACUUCGUUAUGCCUGCUAUCUACGAUUCGCUUCGCAAUGAUCGUGGCUUGACUUCUCACGUCGCAUGGCGCGUGUCUUUCAUUGUUCCGUUCAUCCUUAUUACCAUCACUGCGACUGGUCUCCUCCUCCUCACUGACGAUACACCCACUGGCUCCUGGGCCGACCGUGGUGCUGUGGUCGUCCAUGGUUCCCAACAAGCCAACGUCGUUGCCACCACCGGCGGCAUCAUGGACAAGCCUGCGGCAGUGACUGGAUCCAUCAGCUCAUCUGAUGAGAAGAAGCCUGCUCCUGAGCGCGAUGUUGAGUCCGGCUCCACCUCUGAGGACGGCCAGAUGAUCGACGAAGUCCAGCACGAAGUCAUCGUGAAGCCAACUCUCAAGGAGGCCAUGAAGAUUAUCGUCUCGCCACAAACAAUCAUGCUGUGUGCUGGAUACUUCUGCUCGUUCGGUGGUGAGCUUGCUAUCAACUCCGUCCUUGGUUCCUACUACCUCAAGAACUUCCCCACCCUCGGUCAGACCCAGUCUGGUCGCUGGGCAGCCAUGUUCGGUCUCCUCAACGUCAUCACCCGCCCGCUCGGUGGCUUCAUUGGCGACUUGAUCUACAAGUACACCAACGGCAGCCUGUGGGCAAAGAAGUUCUGGAUUCACUUUGUCGGCGUCAUGAGCGGCAUUUUUAUGAUUGUCAUCGGCCAGCUCGACCCUCACAACCUCGACACCAUGAUCGGCCUCAUUGCACUCAUGGCCAUCUUCAUGGAGGCCGGCAACGGCGCCAACUUCGCGCUCGUGCCUCACAUCCACCCCCACGCCAACGGUAUCCUGUCUGGCAUUGUCGGUGCGACCGGUAACUUUGGCGGCAUCAUCUUUGCCAUCAUCUUCCGCUACCACCCGGGCCAGUACGCGCGCGUUUUCUGGAUCAUGGGCUGCAUGAUCAUCGCGCUCAACCUCUGCUUGUCGUGGGUCAGGCCGAUUCCCAAGGGCCAGAUUGGUGGUCGCUAGGCACCGUUGAUGUUGAAUACUUUCUGCCUUGUUAUUAGCGCUUGUUUCGAGAUACCUUAUAUUACAAAAUUGCGAUAGAUGCAAUUCGGAUACAAUGAACACAUUUCUGCCACCCA
Messenger RNA from Boeremia exigua, 1603 nucleotides. Its product is annotated as nitrate transporter-like protein. NCBI's taxonomy places the organism in Eukaryota, Fungi, Ascomycota, Dothideomycetes, Pleosporales, Didymellaceae. Gene Ontology annotation, cellular component: membrane. The transcript is spliced from 2 exons. The coding region runs from base 162 to 1487 and encodes 441 amino acids. Gene Ontology annotation, biological process: nitrate transmembrane transport; nitrite transport. The record is from RefSeq and is a predicted model, not a curated record. Gene Ontology annotation, molecular function: nitrate transmembrane transporter activity; nitrite transmembrane transporter activity.